AUGGACGCCUCCACCCCACUUUUGAGGCACCUCAAUUGCCGCAUUCGCAUGUGUGUCCUACCCUCCCUCCAUCCCUCUCUCCCUCCAGACCAGCUCUCAGCUCACGGCAAGGAGCCGUUCCUUAUUGGCGUGUCAGGGGGAACGGCAUCGGGCAAGACAACAGUGUGUGAGCAGAUCAUUCAACAACUGCACGACCACCGGGUGGUGCUGGUGCACCAGGACUCCUUCUACCGAGGGUUGACAGAGGAGGAGCUGAAGCAUGCCAGUGACUUUAAUUUUGAUCAUCCUGACGCUUUUGACACGGAUGCGCUGCUUUCAACCAUCGUAGCUCUCAAGGAAGGCCAGUCAGUGGAGAUCCCAGUGUAUGACUUCAAGACACACCAACGGAGCACGGCCGUGAGGAAGGCCUCUGGAUACUCACCAAACCCCUCAAACCCCCCCUCUUCCCUUCCUGUCUCCCUCUUUCCCGCCUGCCUCCCCUUCUUCCCCCACCCUUACCCUCCACUGAAACACCCACAUCAGACCAACUCUGCUGACGUCAUUGUUCUCGAGGGCAUCCUAGUGUUCCACGAUGCGAGGGUGCGAGCACUGAUGAACAUGAAGAUAUUUGUGGAUACAGAUGCCGACGUGCGAUUGGCCAGGAGGAUCCGCAGGGACACGCUGGAGCGAGGGCGCGACGUGCAAGGGGUGAUUGACCAGAUCGACGUGCAAGGGGUGAUUGACCAGGUGCGUGUGAUUAUCACGAGGGAUAUUGAUCAGUACGCUCGUUUUGUCAAACCAGCCUUCGAUGAUUUCGUGCUGCCCUCAAAGAAGUUUGCUGACAUAAUCAUUCCCAGGGGAGGAGACAACCACGUGGCAGUGAACCUGAUAGUGCAGCAUAUAGGGUCGAAGCUGGGGCAGCAUGACCUGAGGAAGAUCUACAGCAACGUACACGUUAUAGAGUCAACGUUUCAGGUGCGGGGUAUGCACACCCUCAUUCGCAACAGGGACACGAAGAAGCACAACUUUGUCUUUUACGCCGACCGCCUCAUUCGCCUCCUCGUGGAGCAUGGGCUAGGCCACCUUCCUUUCACUGAAAUUCAAGUCACCACCCCGACGGGCUCAACAUAUGUGGGUAUCAACUUUAGCAAGAAGCUAUGCGGAGUGUCCAUAAUUCGCAGUGGCGAGAGCAUGGAGAAUGCGUUAAGAGCAUGCUGCAAGGGAGUGAAGAUUGGGAAGAUAUUGAUUCACAGAGAGGGGGACUAUGGCAAGCAGGGAGUGAAGAUGGACAGAACACCCAUCCACAGGGAUGGCGACUUUGGCAAGCAGCUGAUAUACGAGAAGCUCCCCCGGGACAUCGCCCAGAGGCAUGUCAUGCUGCUCGACCCUGUGCUGGCGUCAGGCCGCUCUGCCAUCAAGGCUAUCGAGCUGCUGCUGCACCGAGGGGUGCCUGAGGAGCGAAUCAUCUUCCUCAACCUCAUCUCGGCCCCGGAGGGCAUUCACAACGUGUGCCGCCGCUUCCCCCACCUCAAGAUCGUGACAUCGGAAAUCGACUCGGGGAUUAACGAGGAGUACAGAGUGGUGCCAGGAAUGGGGGAGUUUGGGGACCGGUACUUUGGUACAGAGGAGGGGGAUGCUGGGAGGGAUGAUGAGAGGGAUGGUGAUGGUGACGCUUUUGAGGCGUCUUGA
This is a messenger RNA of Closterium sp. NIES-65, 1668 nucleotides long. NCBI's taxonomy places the organism in Eukaryota, Viridiplantae, Streptophyta, Zygnematophyceae, Desmidiales, Closteriaceae. The record is from the annotation of a GenBank genome assembly.